This is a messenger RNA of Fraxinus pennsylvanica, 1335 nucleotides long. NCBI's taxonomy places the organism in Eukaryota, Viridiplantae, Streptophyta, Magnoliopsida, Lamiales, Oleaceae. The record is from the annotation of a GenBank genome assembly.
AUGGCAUUCUACCGAAGCUCCGUUUUACUCCGCAAGGCCCUUAGCAGCUAUUGUAGCCGAAGAGCAGCUGUUUUCCCCUCCUACGGUUCACUUCCCUGCGACUGCGAUUCUUCCGAUCAUGACUGGAGGAGGAGAUCGUAUUCGAGUUCAGAAUCUGACAGUAAAGAUACAACCAUAUCAGCGGCGGGGUACCAUCUGAGUAACGGGCCAUCUUACAUGCGGGGUGCAGUGUUCUGGGAGCCAAAUAAGCCUCUUACUUUCGAAGACUUCCACAUGCCCCGCCCUAAGGCCAACGAAGUUCUCAUCAAAACUAAGGCAUGUGGAGUUUGCCACUCUGAUCUUCACGUAAUCAAAGGUGAACUUCCUUUUGCCAGCCCUUGUGUUGUGGGUCAUGAAAUUACUGGUGAGGUAAUUGAACAUGGGCCGCUCACUGACAGUAAAAUCAUCGAAAGACUUCCUGUUGGAUCUCGUGUUAUUGGAGCUUUCAUAAUGCCAUGUGGUAGCUGUUUCUUCUGCUCUAAGGGACAAGAUGACUUAUGUGAGUCCUUUUUUGCUUAUAAUCGAGCAAAAGGAACACUUUACGAUGGUGAAACAAGGCUAUUUCUCCGCAAUAAUGAUAAGCCAGUGUAUAUGUACAGCAUGGGAGGUCUCGCUGAGUUCUGUGUGGUACCUGCACAUGGAUUAGCAGUUCUACCCAACUCCUUGCCCUAUACGGAGUCUGCUAUUUUAGGUUGUGCAGUUUUUACUGCCUAUGGGGCCAUGGCUCAUGCUGCUGAGGUGCGUCCUGGUGAUGCCAUUGCCGUUAUUGGCAUUGGGGGUGUUGGCUCAAGUUGUCUGCAGAUAGCAAGAGCAUUUGGGGCUUCUGAGAUUAUUGCGGUAGAUGUUCAAGAUGAGAAACUUCAGAAAGCAAAAUUGUUUGGAGCCACUCAUGCUAUAAAUGCAAGAAAGGAUGACGUCGUUACAAAAAUUAAAGACAUAACAGGGGGAAGGGGUGUAGACAUUGCUGUUGAAGCCCUCGGAAGAGUGCAGACAUUUUCACAGUGUGUACAGAGUGUCCGAGAUGGAGGAAAAGCUGUAAUGAUUGGCCUUACACUCUCUGGUGCUAAAGGAGAGGUAGAUAUAAACCAUUUGGUUCGAAGACAGAUUAAAGUGAUUGGCUCAUAUGGAGGAAGGGCAAGGCAAGACCUUCCAAAGUUGAUCAAAUUGGCAGAAAGUGGCAUUUUUAAUCUUGAGGUAGCUGUUUCAGAAACACGAAAAUUCAAGGAGGCAGGGCAAGCAUACAAAGACCUUGAUCAAGGAAGUAUUGUUGGUCGUGCUGUAGUUGAGAUCAUGUAA